Molecule: messenger RNA, 1488 nt
Organism: Wyeomyia smithii (pitcher-plant mosquito)
Lineage: Eukaryota; Metazoa; Arthropoda; Insecta; Diptera; Culicidae
Exons: 1
Coding region: 1-1488 (495 amino acids)
Source: RefSeq, a predicted model, not a curated record
AUGACUAGCAAGGCGGAUAAAAAGUUGAUCGAGAACAUGUUGGUUCGAAAGCGAGUGUGCGUAGUUCGAGACGUGAUAGAGAAGUUUAAAGAGGGAUACAAUGCAGAUAGGGAUGCAAAUCAAAUUCAGGUGAGGCUAGAUACUCUUGAAAGAUGCAACAGAGAAUUUCUUGAGGCACAAGCGGAAAUCGAAAUGCUUGACAAAGCCGAUGCGUUUGAACAACAUCUCCAAAUACGGGCUGAUUUCGAAAAUCGUUUUUGUGCGCUGAAAGGGUUUCUGAUGUCCAAACUGGAGGUCCCGCAGCAGAUCCUAAAUUCAACAAUGGCGAACUUUAGCCACCAGCCAACAUCCGUUAGCUUUCAUCAUCGUCUGCCGCAAAUUGAUCUGCCGAAGUUUAAUGGGGAUGAGUCGCGUUGGAUUUCUUUUCGAGACAAUUUUCUAUCCAUGAUCCAUUUCAACGAUGAUAUCCCAUUGGUGAAUAAAUUGCAAUAUUUGAUUCAAGCUUUAGAAGGGGAUGCCAAGAAACCAUUCGAAACCGUUGACAUUCAAGCGGAUAAUUAUGCGUCGACUUGGGGCGCUCUGUUGAAGCGAUUUGAUAACAAACGGUUCUUGAAAAAGGAAUUAUUCAGAGGUUUAUAUGAGUUGCCAUCGAUAAGGCGCGAAUCUGCUCAGGAUUUAAACACGCUUGUUGACGAUUACCAACGCCACGUGAAAGCUUUGGGAAAGCUAGGAGAACCUGUUGCGUCGUGGAAUACACCGUUAGUAUACAUUCUUACGAGUAAACUUGAUCCCGCCACUGUUCGCGCUUGGGAGCAGGAAACCCGCCAGAAGGAUGAUGUCACUUACGAAGAACUUGUUGACUUUCUCGUGCAGCAUGUACGAAUGCUUAAAUCUGUGUCGAGUGAUUUGCAGCACCGUUCACAACCAGCUACUGUCAAGGUGGCCGGAUUUGUUCCGAAGAAACCCUAUCAUGGUAAAUUCGUAGCCAACGCUGCUACAUCCGACACCAAAGUUAACAACCCUCAAUGCCCGGCUUGCCCCGAAAGACAUCUUCUGUAUCAAUGCCCAAGGUUCACCAAGCUCUCUGUUUCUGAACGUCGAGAAUUAGUUAGUCAGCGAAGCCUGUGUUGGAAUUGCUUUCGUACGAACCAUCAAGCGCGAGCUUGUAAAUCCAAGUUUUCAUGCAGAACCUGCCAUGCAAAACAUCACUCGCUGUUGCACGACCAAGUUGCACCCUCUAAAAUAUCGACGACACCUGCAGUUACAACCGAACACAAUGCAAAGCAACCUACCGCGACCACGUCAGCGAACGUAAGAAGUUCUGAAUCUGCAAAUCCACCCGAAAUUAGUCUCUCCAUCCAAUCAAACCACAGCACGGUGUUACUAGAGACGGUUGCUAUUCACGUAGUUGAUAAAUAUGGAAAGUUAACACCAGUCAGAGCUCUCCUCGAUUCCGGAUCGAUGUCUAAUUUUAUCACCAAGAAGUAA